AUGAUCUCCCUCAUCGCUCGGCAUUCUAGAGCGGUUCUGAAAUUAUGGCUAUCAGCAAUAGCACUACAACUGUUUUAUUUCCAGUAUUUCAGAAACAAUGGAGGAAAUUUAUUUUGCUUCGAAGACGCGCUGAAAACUUCGCAUCAAAUCGAAAGUUUUCAAGAAAGCUGGUGUAGAAUUCACCAAGCGCGAGUUCAUUUGGACUCAAUCCUUAAACCAUGUUUCCACUAUAUUUCAUGGAAUGGGCCGUCACCUAAUCGCGAACUUCAGACGGAUGCCAGCAAGAGUUUGAUUUCGAUUUUUGACAUCAGGCCUGCGGGUCAGUUCAGUCGUUUCAGCAUUCAAACAAAGACUCGGAAUGGCAAGUUGAAGCACAUUGGCGGCGACUCGUGGCGCGUGUUGCUUCUCAGUCCGGCCACUGUGUCACCUACAAUGUUUGAUCACGGAAAUGGAACAUACGAGUUCUUGUUUCUUGUUAUGGACCCAGGGGUCUAUAAGUUGGAUAUCACUCUGGACUAUAGCUUAUGUGAUGGAUAUCGAGAACCCCCGAAAAAUUGGUUCAUGGUUGGUACGAAUAACUAUUUAUUUUUUAGAAAUGAAAGAUGGUAGAUUUUGCGUUUGUUUAAGGCAUAAUGAAAGAUAUUAUUCUUCUUGUGACAAGGAUGGGGCGAUGAAAAAGUUAGUUCCCUCGAUGAAUCGCACCUAAGGCCUUUAGAGUACGCGAUCCGAAUGCUCCGCUGCUCUCUUUUGCCUAAUGGUUGAGCAUCAGAUCGCAGAAUCCAAAGGUCCAAGAUUAAAUUCGUCGUGCGGUGACCCAAAUGUUUUUUCUUGAAACUACGCUCGCGACAAAUCGAAUCUCACUGUUGUGUUUAGUAACCGCAGUUUUUUUUCAUCCUACCCGCUUCGUUCAUUAAAUGGAAGUUCCAAGGAGAGAAUCCUUAUUUUAAAAGUAUUGUUUUUCCUCAGGGAAUUCGCAUGGUAAAUUACAGAAAGAAGGCAUGCUUGGAAAGAACCGAGCCAGAGAUGAUUACCUUCUUCAACGCUUUCAAGAUGGAAAGCUUAUUAUGAUCAACAUUCCGUUACCUACAGCUGGAGGUAGGAUAGGAUCUAAUAACUUCUUAGUUAUUUCAAGGAAAAGAUGAAAAUAAGCAUUGGGUAAUUCUCGCUUCCAAGGCGAAGGUGCUACGACAAUCUAGAAAUAAGCCAUCAAGUAAUAUGCAGGUUAAAAGUCAUGGAAUACUCAACGGGAUAUAUAGUACUAAUGUCGAACUAUCCCCCCUUCCACCUCUCCCCCAAACAAUGCUGAAUUAUGUGCGCUUCGUUAAGGCACCGUGGCAAUUGCUCACUUUUACCAACAUUGUUAGAGGGGAGGGAGGUUCUGUGUGCUCGCCUGAAUUGCAAAAAGUGGUCAUUUUAAAUAUAUCUGGGUAUAGGUAUGUCCUAAGGAGUUUUUACUCCCACUGUAGACAUUUAGAGAGGAUUUUUCUCGUUCUCAAGGAAAACACCCAAUAAAAAUACCAGGUACAUGUAACAUCAUUCCAGAUGCUAGUCACUCCUAGGUCUCGAAGGGUUAAUAAAACUGGUUUUGUUUCUUCACACAAGUCUUUCAAAUGUGCUUGUAAUGUGAUGAGUUCCAGAAAAGUCUCAGAUGCAACAUCCUAGAUUAUAGCCUGGCUAUUACUUUCCACUUAUGGCCGCUACAUCCAAACAUAGUUAAUAUCCAACUUUGUGAGAAAAUGCGAAAAUACAUCUUAUGAUGUCUGUAAAUUGUUUUCAUAGGAACCUAUUUAAUAAACAGACUAAACAGGCAAUUAAAAAUGAAUUCACAGAGGGUACGUUUCCUCCCAGACUUUGACUUGACCUGUGGAGUGAAGUGUAACUUCAUGUGGGAUGGGUUUGGGAGGUGGCUUGGAAAAAAUUGGAGACCUUACCUCACAGGUACGUAACAAGUGUAAAUUCUUCAAGAGUCCACGUCUGCACGUCAAUUUUUGUCCUUUAUGAGUAGUGAAGUGACUUGGCAGUUGGUUGAUAGAGACCUUGAACGGCGAAGGCAACGAGGAAGUGGCAAAACAGAAGAUAUAUUGGACAAAACUUUAACUCAGUAUGUGCGUUUGAAGGCUUUGAACAUUUCUUGAGAGUCCUCUGCAAAACAAUACCAUGAAAUCACCAAAAUCAGCGCGCACGUCUAAGAACAAAAACCCAAUCAGUGUUUCCGAGAACUCAACGCUACUCACACGUUUUGCUGAAUUUGAGUUAUGGCGCUGUAAGUGGCAGUGAACGCAAAAUUUUAACUUUAUCGAGGUCUUCCUCGGCUUUGCCGUCCUGAUCGUUUGAGGUCCCUAAUGACGAGAACAGGCUCGACUGGCCUUAACCAAUUCAGAAAAUUACACAGCUGCAAAAUCAUCGAUUAUUACGAUAUAUAGAUAAAGAUAUAUAUAAAAUAAAUACAUAUAAAUAUAUGGGAUAAAUAUAUGGGCGCGCGCGGAUAUGGUAUGUCUCUUCGAGUCUUCAACUCGAUAGCUCACGGGUAAGCGCAGCGCAUGCGUAACGCGUGGUCUAAAACCUAUUGUCCCGUAUUGCCCCUAAAAUGGAAAGCCACAGCUUAAAAUUUCCAGUGAUCCAGAAACAGUGAGCUUGUCACGGCCAAAUCCCUUUCAUUUAUAUGAUUGAUUCUACCCAUCUAAAUGUGUAUUUUUCUCUUAUCCAGAUAUUUCAAACCACUCCCGAUUCAAAAGUACGUCUCCUCGUAAACUAGGGACAUUGUGGCUUUUCGGUGACUCAAAUGCUGAGAGAUUAUACGUAUCAUUGAAGGAUGGGCUGCUGUGCAAUGAAGUUUUGAAAGUUUGUAAUUUAAGUAAAAUGUGGGUGUACCCGUGGCCGAGCAUACAGCCAGUAGCCUGGGACGACAAGGAUUUUGAACCCCAGCAAAUCUUAGAUCACAUCCGAGAAGUCCUGGAACGACCUUAG
Molecule: messenger RNA, 2967 nt
Organism: Pocillopora meandrina
Lineage: Eukaryota; Metazoa; Cnidaria; Anthozoa; Scleractinia; Pocilloporidae
Source: the annotation of a GenBank genome assembly